UUAAUUUUUAGUUAAUAUACAAAAAAUAUAAAAAUAUUUGUGUCAGUUGAGUUGAGUUAACCGACAAUGGAGGGCCUGAAUCUUAAGACGCUUUUGGUCGUGUCAUCGGUUGGUUUGCUGGCCACAGCUGGAGAUACCAUGAUGACGUGGGUCUCUCCAAUGUACGUCAAACUGUACUCCAACGACACCAACAUCAACCCACUGGGUGCUCCGAUAUCCCGCGAACAAGACACCUGGAUUGGAUCCAUCAUCAACAUCGGUUCGAUGGUUGGCCCCUUUCCAUUUGGAUUCAUAUCCGGGCGAUUUGGCAGAAAAAUCGCCCUACUAUCGAUAGCAGUGCCGUAUUUCAUCUCUUACGUCAUCUUGGCUUUCGCUCGUGACGUAAAUUUGUACUACUUCGCGAGGCUAUUCGCUGGGAUUUCCAUCGGAGGUGGUUACACCCUGUUGCCAACCUACGUCACCGAGGUUACAGAAGAUUCCACUAGAGGGCUUAUGACGUCCCUAUUGAACGUAUUCUGGACGUUUGGAAACCUCAUACCAUACGCUGUUGGUCCUUAUUUGUCUCACUUGUGGUUCAACUUAAUAUUAGCCGUACUGCCAGCGCUGUUCUUUGUAAUGUUCUUGAUAAUAGCGCCUGAGUCUCCGUAUUAUCUAUUGGGGAAAAAUCGAGAGGAUGAAGCCCUUAAAUCUCUGAUGACCUUGAGAUCGGGCGAUGAAAAAUCGGUUAGUACGGAGUUUGAUCACAUCAAGUACCAAGUUGAAAACGAACAGCAUGGUUCCAUAACAGACAUAAUCAAAACGCCGGCAUUAAGAAAGGCAAUCACCCUUGCAAUGCUCAUAGUAUUUUUCCAGCAGGUCUCAGGAGUCAAAGCACUCAUGUUCUAUUUGCAGUUUAUUUUUAAAGCCUCAGGAGGCGAUAUACCACCGGAAAUUUCCGCCAUUAUUUUCGGUUCGGUGUUAUUUUUGUCCAGCAUCGUUGUCCCUACUGUCGCAGACAGAUUUGGCAGGAAAACGCUACUAACCAUUUCAAGUGUGGGAACUGGAUUCUCUCUAGCCUGCGUUGGCGCUUUCUUUUAUGUUUUAGAACACAAUACCGACGUAUCAUCAAUCAGCUGGCUACCAAUGCUCUCUUUAAUAAGCUUCGUUAUUUUCUUUAACUUGGGACACGGUUCCAUAGCUUGGACUGUAACGGCAGAGCUUUUUCCGAGCCACAUACGGCCAGUUUCAGCUUCAAUCGUAUCCAGCACCUGCUGGCUCACCGGCUUCAUAAUCACGAAAACGUUUAGUGAUUUGCGAGACAAUUUAGGCGAUUAUGGAACGUUCUGGUUAUUUAGUUCCUCCUGCGUAGUAUCUGCGCUGUUUAUGAUUAUAAUCCUACCAGAAACAAAGGGUAAAAGUUUCAAAGAAAUACAGCUACUUUUGGAAAAUAAACACAAGAAGUAAAAAUAACAGUUUGUGGGAUCAUUUGGUAAUAAAGUUGUGUUUGCGCUAUUCUUACUGAAUUUAUGGUAAAUA
Brassicogethes aeneus is the source of this 1515-nucleotide messenger RNA. NCBI's taxonomy places the organism in Eukaryota, Metazoa, Arthropoda, Insecta, Coleoptera, Nitidulidae. The record is from the annotation of a GenBank genome assembly.